Teleopsis dalmanni is the source of this 648-nucleotide messenger RNA. It is a transcript of the gene RpL14, whose product is annotated as 60S ribosomal protein L14. NCBI's taxonomy places the organism in Eukaryota, Metazoa, Arthropoda, Insecta, Diptera, Diopsidae. Gene Ontology annotation, molecular function: RNA binding; structural constituent of ribosome. The record is from RefSeq and is a predicted model, not a curated record. The transcript is spliced from 4 exons. Gene Ontology annotation, cellular component: cytosolic large ribosomal subunit; ribosome. Gene Ontology annotation, biological process: ribosomal large subunit biogenesis; translation. Bases 72 to 572 code for a protein of 166 amino acids.
UGACAUUAUUCGCCAUCUUGGGUUUUAACUAGUCGCGCACACUAUUACAUUUCUUUCUUUCCGGUUCAAUCAUGCCUUUCGAAAGGUUUGUUCAAACUGGCCGCAUUGCCAAAUGCUCAGCGGGAGCCUUAAAGGGCCGUUUAGUUACCAUCGUUGAUGUUAUAGACCAAAAUCGAGUACUCAUUGAUGGACCACUUACUGGUGUCCCACGUCAAGAAUAUAGAUUGAAUAAUAUGCACUUGACAAAGUAUCGCAUCAAAUUUCCAUUCACUGCACCGACAAGGAUCGUGCGUAAAGCUUGGGUAGACAGCGAUUUGAAAAAUCAAUGGAAGACUAGUGCCUGGAGUGCCAAGGCAACAAAUGUUUAUAAGCGUUCACAACUGAAUGACUUCGAUCGUUUUAAAUUGCGUUAUGCUAAGCGCCAAAGGAAUAAGUUACUUACUGUUGCCUUUAAUGCUUUGAAAAAGCGUACAAAAGAUGAUGGUACUCCUCGUGUUCUCAAAAAGGAUAGACGCGACCGCAUUCGUGAAUUGAAAGCCAAGGGCAUCAAAAAAGGAGCUGCCAAGAAGUAAAAAAUGAACGACAGAGCAUUUGUACUAGUAGCUACGUGCAAAAAAUAAAGUUAUUUUUUAAGAUAAAAAUUAAAAA